AUGCUAUCAAACCCUCACUUAAGCAACUAUAUAAGGUUUUUCUAGAUUAUCUCAGAUAUGGAACAGGAAUGUCUGAUUACAUAGAAAGAGAAGCACCAAUUAAAGGUGAAUCUAACUCUCAAGGACAUGCAAUUGGUUAACAUGAUUGCACUCAAUACAGAUGCCGAUGACGAAGAGUUCAAAUACAGCAUAAUCAACUAUUUGAGGAAGCAAAACUAGUCUCCUCGUCAGAGACAGGGGUAGAAGAUAAGAUGCAAGUCAACAGGGAUCGAAAUGAGUCCAAUACGUUUGAUGAGACGCAAUUCUGUGAGCAAGGAAUCCAAGAUCACAGAGGAACAGUUGAUGCAACAAAUUGAUGAUUUGAAUGACUCGCUUGUAAUGAUUCUAUCGAAUGAGAACAAAUGUAUUCUCACGCACCCGGUAACUGAGAAAUUGAAGAGCAUCCUCGAGGUAAUACAAAAGACGACCAUUUCAUCACCAUCUACGACAAACACUAAAACACUGUAAGUUGAUGAAACAGAGAAUUGCAAAAUAGUAGACAAAUUUACUCAGCUCUAUUCAGACAUGAAAAAACAUUACACCGAUUAUUUGAACUGCCAUCUCCUAUUAAUGGACAACAACCUAUCCUACGAGACUCUGGUUCAAAGUGUCAGAGUUUUUGUCAAACGAUUAAUCGAUUCCGAUUAGAUAACUUAUUUGCACAUCCGAGAGGAUCAAUCACAACAGACAUAUUACUCAGUUGAAGACUAAUACAUCAUCACAAAUGAUAAGUAAAUCUACAACGAAACUUAACUGAUUCAACCCAACAAAGUUUUGCUCCUAGAUGAAUGUAAUUUCUAUCCUGCCUUGAGUGAAUAAUUCAAGAUUAAGUUGUACAAAAGGAAUUAUUUGAUCAAAUUGAAUAAUCAGGAUGUUUUCGUCUGUUUUCAUCUGAGUGAUCAAACAUCCAUCAUCAGUGAAUUUCUAGCCUUGGCAGAUGAAUUCGAUAUCUUCGAAGAUCUCAAUUAACUGUGCACCUUCUUGAUUGAGACCAUCAAACAGGCCAAAAUCCAGAUAUUUACUCCACUCCAACUCUCACACAUGAUCCAAGGUAUUGGCAUUGCCUUCAUUCGAAGUUCCAAGUACUUGUUCAUUAAGAAGUGCAUCCAUAUCUUGCAAUCAAAGUACCAAGUUGAUAUUCACAUCAAUACUGGAGAUGCAAUGUCUAUAAUUAGUAGUCCAAGUUUCUUCUAUGGCACUUAGAAAUAAGUGGAUUUCGAAUUCAAAGAUGAACUCAAUGUAUCCAUCACCAUCAAUGGCAUGGAUCUGAAUAGGAAGGCAGAUCUAAUGGUCUACAAAUAACUGACUCAAAGUUUCAACAAGUAUCUCAAAUUCAUCAGACAAUGUUAUGACCGAACCACCUUCUACAAGUUCUUUGUGAAAUCGCAAGACACACUCAUUUUUGAAUUUGACAAGUUGGGCAGACUAAUCUUCCUGUCUCGACCUAUCCCUUUAGAAAUCAAGAAGGAAUUCAAUAUAGAUUUUGAUCCCAAAAAAACCAAAAUGACCUAUCAACAACUAUUCCAAAAUGAGGAACUGCUCAAAUAUAUCGAGAAUUUCCUCCAAGAAUAAAACAUACUCAGAGACAGUGACCAACAAUACCAGGUAUUUAUGAAAAUGGAAGAACGCAGUUUCAAAGGAUUUUUCAUUAUUUUUUAACAAGGCUGGUUUAAAUAUGAUCAGAAGAAGUUUGAUCUCAACGACCCUUCCCUCUAAAAGGAAUUGCAGAAAUAAAUCAUUCAACAAGAAACCAUAAGAUUUAUUGACAAGCUCGAAUAAAAUAAUCCUCAAAUUUUGAAUUCUGUUGUCUAGAUGUUCAAACCAAGAUCCACUUAAAGACAAACUGUUCAUUACAGGAAUUCCAUUCUGCAAUUUGAACCUGCAAAACUUGGAGUCCAACACAAAUGUUCAUUACGAUUGGAAGACUUAAGUACUUAAUGCACAGUUCCCAAUAUCAAUAAUUUUAAUUUCAAUAUCCUGUCAGUGGAUGAAAUGGUUUAAAAAUAAUUGGUGGUGGUUGAAAUCUUAAAACAUCACAACUUGAUCAAAGAGUAUGAUGUACCCUUGGAUACUCUUUGUUCAUUCCUUAGUGAAAUCGAGUAUAAGUACAAUAAGAAGAAGAAUGUGUUUCAUAAUUAUGAUCACGGUGUCUCUGUUAUGCAGAAUAUUCAUGCCAUUCUAUUUUAAUUGCAUUAAACUAAUAAUGCUUCUAUUUUAUCAACCUUCAAUCAAUUUGCGUUAUUAUUGUCUGGAUUAUGUCAUGAUGUCUCUCACACUGGGAGAACCAAUACUUUUGAGAUCAAUAGCUUAUCAAAUUUAGCCAUAAGAUAUCACGACAGGAGCGUUUUGGAGUAGCAUCAUGCAGCCAAAUCUCUUAAGUUGCUUUGUGUACCUCAUACAAAUAUUCUGUAAAGUUUGAAAGGAGAAGAGUUUCGAAAAUUCAGGAGGAUGUUCAUUUCCAAUAUUCUAUUCACCGACAUCACAGAACAUUUCAAUUUGAUUAAGAAUUUUGAGACCAAAGUAUUAGAAUAGAAUUUUGGAUCGUAAGAUGAGGACAUCAAAUUAUUAAGUGGCAUGAUCAUUCAUACUUCAGAUUUCACAGGAGGAGCUAAGCAAUUCGAGUUGUCCAAGCAAUGGUCAUUUAAGGUGAAUAAAGAGUUUGAAUAGCAAUAUGAAUUAGAAGGUUAAUUGGGAUAUCCCCAAUUACCAUAUAUGAAGGACUUGCAGAAGUUACCUGUGAUGGCAAAACAAGAGGCUGGGUUCUUUAAGUUUAUUGUUCGACCAUUGUGGCAAUCGAUGUCCAAAUACUUAGAUAAUAGGUUAUAAGAAUAAGUUGAUUAUCUUGAUGAAACAAUAUAAAAGUGGGAAGAAAUUGCUAAUUCUGAAUGA
This is a messenger RNA of Paramecium tetraurelia, 2928 nucleotides long. RefSeq lists its product as uncharacterized. Gene Ontology annotation, molecular function: 3',5'-cyclic-nucleotide phosphodiesterase activity. Gene Ontology annotation, biological process: signal transduction. The transcript has 6 exons. Lineage: Eukaryota; Ciliophora; Oligohymenophorea; Peniculida; Parameciidae. The record is from RefSeq and is a predicted model, not a curated record.